This is a messenger RNA of Akanthomyces muscarius, 1848 nucleotides long. RefSeq lists its product as uncharacterized. The transcript is spliced from 7 exons. Gene Ontology annotation, biological process: regulation of DNA-templated transcription. The record is from RefSeq and is a predicted model, not a curated record. Lineage: Eukaryota; Fungi; Ascomycota; Sordariomycetes; Hypocreales; Cordycipitaceae. The coding region runs from base 1 to 1848 and encodes 615 amino acids. Gene Ontology annotation, molecular function: DNA-binding transcription factor activity, RNA polymerase II-specific; zinc ion binding.
AUGGAAGACGAAUCAGGAGAGCCCAAGGCACGCAAGGCCUGCAUCAACUGUCGCAGGCAGAAAAUGAAAUGCCGGAUAGAUUCCGGUAACACCUGCCGCCGCUGUGAGCGUGCUGGGCUUCCCUGUAUUUUUGUGCCGAGAGCCAAUGCCUCUGCGUUCAUGGUGCCAGCCUCGAUGCCGUUGGCGGAGAUGGCAUCAUACGACGUGACACGCGAUAUUCUGCGACGCGUGAAAAUAAUUGAGGACCACCUUGGACUUCCUAGUGUGGGGAAAAUCGACGACCCUGAGGCAAAGCCAGCGCUCACUCCAACAACCCAAGAUGCGCCGACUCAGCUGGAUAAUUCUGCCAGUGGCCAGCUUCAGCACCUGUGGGAUGCGGUAGCGAGCCUUGAGCGGUGUACAACAGGGCCCCGGGAUGCAGUGCUUUGGAACAAGAAUAUUAUACAGUACCUGUGGGAGACUUUUCAUGACAAAAUGCCUGGGCUUCACUUCUUUCCGAGUAAGCAAAUAUUUUCCUCGCCUCAGCCCCUGUUACUGGCAUCCAUGCUAUACUGCUCAAGUAUUCGGGGGUCUGUUGAGCAUGCGGCACUUGCGCCAGGCUACUUCAAUGUCCUGAGCUGCGCCAUCGCACAACUGAGCAUACCAGGAAGCGAGAUCGCCAUCCCAUUCGAUGAUCCCGCGACUUCGGAAGCCAUUGCGUUUCAUUCUGUUCUCGGCCUAGUCCUGGCAAGCCUGCUCAAUGAAGCCAAGGUCCGGGAAACUGGACUUUGGAUAUCCAUUGCAUACAAUCUUAUACUCGAGCACUGCCCGUCGCAGAUUGAUGAGAACAUUUUCGACUGGCCCAAGAUUUUCAAGGGCGUACAAAUUGUCGAUCUAGAGCACGCAUCGCUCCAUUUGACAUGCCCUGUGGUUCCCAUCGAACCUCCGUUCCCCGCGCUACAGAUUCCGCACCACGACCCUCUAUACCGUCUGUCUCGGAUGAUGCACACAGGCCUGUCUCGAUUCUCUGGUCGGGGCCUGCCUACCAUUUGGUCUUGCUUCACAGCCAAAUUCGGUACCAGCGCCCCCUCGUCCAUCCCUUUUACACCUAUCGAUGCUGCAGUCAUCCGAGACUGGGCGAGAAGUCUUGAUGAUUGGCUCGUGGAGUUUGCUAAAACUGGGGAUGAGACCGACCAUCAGCGCACUCUUGUCUUUCGGCAAUACGUGCUGCACCGACUUGUGGUCCUCUCAAUAUACCAUCCAGCUCGUGGAUGUAACUUGCAAUCGAAUAGUAUCACACUACAUGAGCAACACGAGCUUCUCGUCUCUGCCAGAGCGACAUUAAAGCUUCAUCUUAACGACAAAUCAAUAUGGUCCAAUUGGGAUCUGGUCAUGAUAACAUGGGCAGCCCUCAUUGUUCUACAAGGGGUGGAGGCUGGUGCCGGGGAGCAAGACGACUUUCACAAUAUCCGAAUACAUAUGGACCUGUUACGCGAUACAAACGAAACGAAGCCCUGCCUACGCGAAAAGCUGGCGGCACGAUUAGAACAACAGCUCAAUUCUCUUCAGACACCGAGUCCUUCCACUACUCAACAUGUGUCAAUAGAUAUGACCCAGGACUUGGACUACUCGUGGCAAUUGUUUGAUCAUGCGAUUAUCGAGCAGGUGAUGGAACCUUUUUGGGUGCGGCCAAACGCGGACGAGAUCAUAGUACUAUUGGCGCUGCAAGAAAUAAAGCGCCCUCCGUCGUCACGCACUAAACGCCGCAGGGCCACACCGUCAACUUUUAACUGCGCCUACUGCCCACUGCCUAACAUUACGAAAUGCAGAUAUGAAUUCUUUCCUAUCAAUGGUCAUCACCUUGCAUGA